Messenger RNA from Phaeodactylum tricornutum CCAP 1055/1, 1234 nucleotides. RefSeq lists its product with no specific name. The record is from RefSeq and is a predicted model, not a curated record. The transcript has a single exon. Lineage: Eukaryota; Bacillariophyta; Bacillariophyceae; Surirellales; Neidiaceae. The coding region runs from base 263 to 1234 and encodes 323 amino acids.
UACAUUUGGUAUGGUAGACGGGACGGAUCUGGGAGAGUGAACUCUGCAACGUGCUUGCUCGCAUGGCAAUCCGGCCUAGACUUCCAUGGAGGCCGAUCACUUUUAGAGAAACUCCAACGGGCAUCUCCAUGAAGUAGCAAAAGAAACGAAGAACACCUCACCUCGUCAAUCAAUAGACGCAGACGAUGCUGUAGUAAGACUGAUCUCAAAAGUGGGUCUUCUCUGAAAAGGCGUCAAGUCUCACAGAAUCAAAAACAGAAUCAUGCAAGGUCCAGCUGAAAGUGUUGCCGACGCAAGUCUAUCGUUUUUACGGUCGUAUGAUGGUGAAAAAUGGCUCGUACGAGACGACUAUGUGUUGCCUUCGUCAGCAUGCACGCGAGGAUCACUGAUGGUUUCCGCUUCGCCGUUGACACCACCGUGGACGAGAAAGUGCUCCCGUCGCCAGAAGCGACCAUCUUUGCCCUUGAUCAACAAAACUUACACCGAUGAUCUAGCCAAGCUCUGCCAAGCCGAAAGUACGGAAAUCACCGAAGAAACCACGGAUCAUACAGUUGAAGAAUACAUGGUCGAAUCAUUGAAUGUCAAAGCAUUGAACGAAAUUCAAAUAAGUCAUCCAGCGGAGGCCUCAACAUCACAAAGUGUGAACAAUGAUCUCGCAACAGAUUCAUGGCAAGCACACUCACUUGUGCCAAGUCAAUUACUCAAGGCGGAUCUUUGUGUUCCAAAGCCUACACAAAUGCUACAGCAAGCGCAAUUAUGCAAUUCUAGAGAUAGGGCUCGUCGUUACGAUUACGCGGAGAAAUUGGGCCCCCUUGAUGACGAUGAGGAAGAAGACGAAACAGAUUUCAUCUAUGUUUUUGAGGAAUCUUCUGAAGACGAAGUUGGUGACGACGGGCCUCGUUCACGCGAAUUUUCCCCUCAGCAUUUCUGCCGAUGCCAGUCGAUCCAGUCUCUCCCUGACCGCAUCUCGGCAAUUCCAUCCUCAAUUCUUUUCUCCUUUUCAGAUAGCGAUGACAGCAAUCACAACGGUACAAGCGAUCAGGAAGGUGAUAUGUCUGAGCUUGAUGCUGCUGACGGCUUUUCAUUGGACGCUGUGACAAAUUCUUGUUCUUCGUCGAUUACGUGGUACGAUGGAAGCCAAACUGAAGAAAUCUCCGUUUCAACGGACGGAGAAAUCGAGAAAAUGCGAACACACACCAAGAAUGCUUCCUCAUUCUAUACAUGGGAUUCGUAG